UAAUGUAAUGAUUUAAUGCAUAUAUAAAAGGAGAGCUAGAUUCUAGUUAGGUUUUAGCAUGCUACAUAUAUAUAGGAUAGCAUAAAUCUUGCCACCACUUUUUUAUGAGCACAUCAUAGCACUGUCAAUAAUCAACUCUUUGUAUCCAGAACAUUUCUUUUUUUGUAAAAAGAAAGGGCAAACACUUUAUAGAUUGUGUUCAUGAAAAAAAUUAAUUGAUUGUUUGGCCAAAAAAAAACAAAAAUUGAUUGGAUAAAAUACUCUAAUCUUCGUUGUUCAUGCUUAUAAAACCAAAGAUCAGUCACCAAUAAUCUAUGAAUUCCUAAAGCAGGCCGUAUGAAAUUAUAAUCGGUUACUUCUCGUCUCCCCUUGGAUCAAAGUUGUAUCACAAUUAGCAUUUGAAAAACCCUCCUUUCUAAUCUCCAAAAUCUUACAGGGUAUCGGCAACAAUGGAAGUGGGAAGAACCAUACCAUGCUCUCGAUGCAGGCAAAGAUUGGUAGUGAAAACAACAACCAAAGAUGCCGGGGUUGUUUGUCCUUUGUGCUGCAACGUUCUUCCAAUUCCGAACGAGGGUCAGACAAACCAGUCCCAAGGACUACGCAGCCGAAUUAGAACCUUUGGUAGCCAUAUGAAAAGUAAGAUGCAUCACAGCACCGUAACUCCUCCUUCCUUGAAUUACCAGCCGGCCUCUGGUCCUAACCCGAUAACAUCAAGCAAGCGUGCUGUGCUUUGCGGGAUUACUUACAAUAAUUGGAAGCGGUACAAGCUUAAGGGAACUGUUAACGACGUGAGAAACAUGAGAGAUUUGUUGAUUACUAGAUUUGGUUACCCCAGAGAGUGCAUUCGUGUUCUAACCGAAGAGGAGACAGACCAACGAUUUAUACCGACGAGGAAAAACAUUGAGGAUUCCUUGAGAUGGCUGGUGAAUGACGAAUGCCAGUCGGGGGAUUCACUGGUGUUCUUCUUCUCUGGACAUGGCUUACGACAACCUGAUUUUAACAACGAUGAGCUUGAUGGGUUCGACGAAACCAUCUGUCCGGUUGAUUUCCGAAAAGCGGGCCUGAUUGUCGAUAAUGAUCUUAAUUCCCUUAUCGUUCGUCCGCUCAGGAAAGGUGUCACGCUUCAUGCCAUUGUUGAUGCUUGUCAUAGCGGAACUAUCUUAGAUCUUCCGAACGUUUACUGCAGCCUAGAGAAAAAAUGGAAAGACAACAGUCCUCCAUCGGGUGUCGACAAACGUGCAAAUGGUGGAUUAGCUAUUUCCAUCAGUGCUUGUCUAGACGACCAAGCGGCUGCUGAUACCUCUGCUUUCAAUGGCGAGAUGAACGGUGCUCUGACCUACCUCUUGGCAGAGGUUCUGAAGAAAUUACCAGGCCCAACAUAUGGGGACCUAUUUGAUUUAAUCCAUGAGACCUUCGAUAAUGUUAAUCAAGGAUGCCUUGUUAAUACAAGAAUUUUAAGGAGGAUCUUCGGUAACAGAUUAUCACAGACACCGCUUCUUUCGUCUUCUGAUAAGUUUGAUGUUUACAAAAGGCAUUUGUUCUUGUAACCUAGAACAUACCAUGGAAGGGUGUUAAUGGCAAGGGAAUCUACAUGUUAAUAAAUACCUGCGGCAACAAUAAUCAGAGAACUGUAACGCGGGAAGUAUGCUCUGGGAGCAAUAGUCGAGUAAAGUAAAUUUGAUUUUUCGACAACUGAUUCACAGCUACGAAAUAUUUACGCAUGCAAUAAAGAUUCCUGUGCCAGAACAAUAAAACAUUGGAGAAAAUUAAAGUUCAUCCAUCUGUAGGUGGUCAUUGGCCAGUACUUGGAUGUGUACCUUAAACAUUUGAUUUGGUUGUGGAUUCUGUCUAAUUUCAAUGCUUCGAAAAUAAUGAAUGUUUUAAUGUUGUUCGGUUGAGAUUAAUUAAUGUUUUAAGUAGUGCGAUAAAUUAUUUCUUUUUUAAUGGUUGAUACGCCUGAUUUGAAUGUAAUUUGAAUGACUUGAGAACGAAGAGAAUUUUCUGGAUGUGCAAGUUGACAAAAGGCUCGUUCAUCUUUAAAUUAGGAAAAAGAUUUCUCAAAAUUUUCAUUUUUCCUCUACUCUUCCGCUAGUCC
Messenger RNA from Durio zibethinus, 2095 nucleotides. RefSeq names its product metacaspase-1-like. Gene Ontology annotation, cellular component: cytoplasm. Gene Ontology annotation, molecular function: cysteine-type endopeptidase activity. Gene Ontology annotation, biological process: proteolysis. The record is from RefSeq and is a predicted model, not a curated record. NCBI's taxonomy places the organism in Eukaryota, Viridiplantae, Streptophyta, Magnoliopsida, Malvales, Malvaceae.